AUGGCCGAGAACACUAAGCUCUUCACCCCCCUCCAGGUGGGCUCGACACAGCUUGAGCACCGCGUCGUCAUGGCACCGCUCACCCGGUUCCGUGCCACUCGGGAGCAUGUUCCUACCGAUGUCAUGGCCCAAUAUUACGCCCAGCGCGCCGUCGUCCCCGGCACUCUCAUCCUCUCAGAAGCCACCUUUAUCACCGCCAAGGCCGGUGGUUACAGCCAUAUUCCCGGCCUGUGGUCGGAGGAGCAACUUGCAGCGUGGAAGAAGGUCACUGACGGUGUCCACGCAAAGGGUAGCAAGAUGUACGUGCAGUUGUGGCACCUGGGACGCGCCGCCUGGCCCGACCCGGUGGCCAGCGGUGGUGCCGUCCGCGACGAGGACGACUUUGAUUUCGAGCACGACUUUGUCAGCUCGAGCGACGUUGUCAUGGCCGACGGUCUGCCCGCGCCCCGCCCGCUGACCGAGGAGGAGAUUUGGUCCACCAUCGGCGACUAUGCCACCGCGGCCCGCAAUGCCGUGGAAAAGGCCGGCUUUGACGGUGUUGAGAUCCACGCUGCCCACGGCUACCUCAUCGACCAGUUUACCCAGGACACGGCCAACCGCCGAGAGGAUGCAUGGGGUGGCAGCAUCGAGAAACGUUCCCGCUUCGCCAUCGAGGUUUCAAAGGCCGUCAUCAAGGCCGUCGGCGCUGACAAGGUCGGCAUCCGCCUCAGCCCCUGGAGCACGUGGCAGGGUAUGCGCAUGGCCGACCCCAUCCCGCAAUUCUCCUACCUCAUCAAGCAGCUGCGCCAGCUCGACCUUUCAUACCUUCACAUCGUCGAGCCCCGAGUUCACGGUGUCAUGGACCUGGACCCCAAGAACGAGUCCCUGGACUUUGCCCUGGAGAGCUGGGGCCGCGAGAAGGCCCUCUUUGUUGCCGGCGGAUUCACGACCGAGCUGGCCAAGCAGGCCGUGGAGGAGAAGUACCGCGACCAUCCCGUCGCCGUUGUGUUUGGUCGUCGCUUCAUCUCGACGCCGGAUCUUGUAUACCGCGUCAAGAAGGGUCUACCCUUCAACGAUUACGACAGAAUGACAUUUUACAUCAACCAGAGAAUCGGCCACAAGGUUGAGCCUGGUUACAUUGACUACCCCUACUCUGAGGAGUAUAUCAAGGAGUUUGGCAAGCCUGAUGUUGCGCUAUAG
This is a messenger RNA of Pestalotiopsis fici W106-1, 1179 nucleotides long. RefSeq lists its product as uncharacterized. Gene Ontology annotation, molecular function: NADPH dehydrogenase activity; FMN binding. The record is from RefSeq and is a predicted model, not a curated record. Lineage: Eukaryota; Fungi; Ascomycota; Sordariomycetes; Amphisphaeriales; Sporocadaceae. The transcript has a single exon. The coding region runs from base 1 to 1179 and encodes 392 amino acids.